AUGUUUCUGUUCGUUUUCACAUGUGUAAUGGCAAGCUAUAACUUUAACGAAAUUUAUGAUGACUAUUACAACGAUUACUUCUACGAUUACGGAGACUUCAGCGAUUUCUUUCCGUUCAUUUAUGACUAUCCCGAGCAACCCAAUGUUAUGAGCAAUUACGUAGAAACUACGAAGGAGAAAGUGCAGGAGUACGUCGAACCAGCCAUAAAAGAAGUUAAGGAAAAGCUAACACCGGUUGUUACAGAGGUGAAGGAAAAGACGAAAAGUCCAGCAAUUACUAAAGCAAGCAAAAAUGAGCUGAAGAGCACGGUAGAAAAACGACCUGUAACGAACAUAGGCAAAAAGACAAAAGAAACAGAACCUGUUACCGAAAAGGAUGAGACAAAAGCUGCAAAGAAAAGUACAAAAAAACGAAAGAGAGGAGAACCGAUGGAAAAGGUGAAACCUGACAGUGCGAGCAAUCCGCUAGAUUCGGAUCUUGUAAUCAAUAUUUGUAUAAUAUCUGCUGUAAUUGUGAUAAUCAUGGCCAUCAGUUUUUUAAUACUUCAAUUUAUUUACAAAAGAUUUGUGAAUAAAACAGAGAUGGACUAUUAUAGGUCGUUAACAAGACCGAGAAUCGAACCGGAGAACGAUGACUCGCAACGCCGCUAUGCUAUACGGUACGGCUGAACAUUGUAACUCGGUAGAUGGCAGAUAGCUAUGGACAACGAAAGCUGUGUAAAAAUAGGAGUUUUGAUUUUCCU
Molecule: messenger RNA, 743 nt
Organism: Vavraia culicis subsp. floridensis
Lineage: Eukaryota; Fungi; Microsporidia; Pleistophoridae
Exons: 1
Coding region: 1-669 (222 amino acids)
Source: RefSeq, a predicted model, not a curated record